GUCCGUUACAUCGACAAUGGACACCGCAUUCCCCCUCUUUAUCACCAGGUCCGGGCGCAGUCUCUGAGUCACAAUCGACAUGUUUUCGGCGUCCCCGCUGCUUUCUUUAUUCUAGCCACAAUAGCAUCGUGCCUCACCAAGUAGAGCGCGGUGUACCGCAUACAGUGAUCGACGACGUGGGAUAGGCUUUCUGUUAUGUACCCACAUCGCCGACAACUACGGUCAUCGGCCCUCCAUUAAGAGGAGCCGUUCAGCGGCACCAAGUUCAACCGCGCCUUGUAGAUGAGCCUCCAGUCCGCGAACCGCGUGAAAUCUCCCGACUCGAUGAAGUGCGUAGAAGCCGAGUCGACCGCCACGCACUCCAUGGCCCUGCCUUGGUCCGACUUCGCGGCAAGGGCCUCAGACCUCUUCAACCUCUUCAGACAGAGCGACUCCCGGAUGGUCCUCAUGACCUCCAGACGUUACUUUCGCCGGAGAAUCGCCCCGCCAUGGGUAAUGGCUGUAUUGUCACCAUCCACAGUCCAAGAGACGCCUAGUCGUUUUGAUGCAUUACGUGCUCUUGACCAAACAUUGGCCACACCACCAUACCCACGCGAUUCGCGGAAUACGCCGUCCUCUUUACCUGACAGAUACAGGCCCACCUCGGCCACAUCCGCGUUCUUCCGUAGACGCAUCCCAGUCGUCUCCUGUGCAUGGGCUGUCGCGUCCGAUACUAGGCGGUCGUCCGGUGACGUGAACAGCUUGAAACCGCUGUCGACCGCCGCGAUGUCGCUGUCUUUCGCGAACAGUAGUAUGCCACAUCCACCGCAUGCCGUCGAACCAUAGUGGGAUUCUCCGGCGGCCUCCUACAGAAGAUUAAAAGUCUUCUUCAAUUCCAGCCGGAAUUCACCCUGUGAAUGAACAUCUAGUCCGCGCACCGCGUAAAGUCUAUCGAUUUGAUGAAAUGCGUAGAGCAUUUUUGGUUU
Molecule: messenger RNA, 965 nt
Organism: Cinara cedri
Lineage: Eukaryota; Metazoa; Arthropoda; Insecta; Hemiptera; Aphididae
Source: the annotation of a GenBank genome assembly